Physella acuta is the source of this 4575-nucleotide messenger RNA. RefSeq names its product glutamine--fructose-6-phosphate aminotransferase [isomerizing] 1. Gene Ontology annotation, biological process: protein N-linked glycosylation; UDP-N-acetylglucosamine metabolic process; fructose 6-phosphate metabolic process. The record is from RefSeq and is a predicted model, not a curated record. Gene Ontology annotation, molecular function: L-glutamine:D-fructose-6-phosphate transaminase (isomerizing) activity; carbohydrate derivative binding. Lineage: Eukaryota; Metazoa; Mollusca; Gastropoda; Physidae.
CUAGAAUGAAAGAAAACACAGUUGAUAGCAAAUAGUUGUUCAUCGCUCGCGAGGUGUAGUUCAAGCCGGAGACGUGGCAAUGUUAUAAAUAUCUGAGCCCUCUAAGUUUGGUCCACUUUUUUGCUUAGCCGAUAACACUUGUUUAUAAAAGUAUAAAAGGAACCACGGAAAGGAAUUAAAACUAGAACCGGCAUUAGACUACAUUUUCCGGAGUCAGUUGUAAAAAAAAAGGCUUUUCAACUGUAAACAUCACCCCAAGACAUCACUAUAAUAUUAGAAUAUAGAUCAACUGCUACACAAGAUUGAUAACACUUUUUACAUUGAAACUGAGACAAAUUUAAAUUACAUCUUCAUUUCAACUUAUCAAGUCCUGUCUGAUCAGCUCCAGCUACAAUAAAAUGUGUGGUAUAUUCGCUUACUUAAACUACCACGUCCCAGUGAAAAGACAAGAGAUCCUACAGAAACUGAUCAAUGGACUCAAGAGAUUGGAGUACCGUGGCUACGACUCUGCAGGAAUCGCCUUCGAAGGUUCAGCAGCAGAGAGCGGCUGUACGUGUGAAAUAAAGAUCAUCAAGCAGACGGGCAAAGUGGCGGCACUGGAGAAACUUGUGGAAGAAUCCAAGGACAAGAUAGAUUUCGACAAAGAAUUCAGCAUCCAUGUCGGUAUUGCUCACACCCGUUGGGCCACUCAUGGUGAGCCAAGUCCAACCAACGCUCACCCUCACAGGUCAGACCCUAACAAUGAAUUCGCCCUGGUUCACAACGGCAUCGUCACAAACUACAAGGAUAUCAAGUCUUUCCUUACCCAGAAAGGAUUCCUCUUCGAGACAGAGACCGACACAGAAGUCAUCGCCAAGCUGCUCAAGCACCUGUAUGACAACCACGCGGGCCAGCCAAUCAAACUCCGCGAGCUGGUGGAGAUGACCGUUGCACAGCUGGAGGGAGCCUUUGCCCUUGCAGUGAUCAGCAAACAUUACCCUGGUGAUAUUGUAGCUACAAGGAGAGGAAGCCCCCUGCUGAUUGGUGUAAAGAGUGAGAACAAGCUGAGCACUGACCACAUUCCAGUCAUGUUUAGCAAAGGUCAAACAGACUUUAAAGAAGACCACAGAGGUUUCCUUGGCAGCAGCCAAGGUCGUCGUGGUGAUGAGUUGACCCAGUACCACACCACAGGCCCUGAGAGGGAGGUGGAAUAUUACUUUGCCUCUGAUGCCAGUGCCAUCAUAGAACACACAGACCAAGUGAUUUUCCUGGAAGAGAACGAUGUUGCUGAGGUCCACGAGGGUUCACUGACCAUCCACCAAGCCACUCGCAACUUGGAUGAGAAAACAUUCCGAGAGGUCACCACUUUGAAGAUGGCUAUUGAGGAAAUAAUGAAAGGGAGCUUCAAGUCAUUCAUGCAGAAAGAAAUCUUUGAACAGCCCGAGUCAGUUGUAAACACCAUGAGGGGGCGUGUCAACUUUGAGAAGGGAACCGUUGUGUUGGGUGGCAUCAAGGACUACAUGUCAGAAAUCAGGAGGUGUAGACGUCUGCUCUUCAUAGCCUGUGGCACCAGCUAUCACAGUGCUGUAGCUACUCGCCAGUUGCUGGAAGAACUGACGGAGCUCCCAGUGAUGGUGGAGCUGGCCAGUGAUUUCCUUGACCGCAGCACACCUGUCUUUAGGGAUGAUGUGUGUUUCUUCAUCAGCCAGUCAGGUGAAACAGCUGACACACUGAAUGCUUUACACUACUGCAAGCAGAGGGGGGCCCUGAUUGUUGGCAUCACAAAUGUGGUCGGCUCCAACAUCUCCAGGGAGUCCAACUGUGGGGUUCACAUCAAUGCUGGCCCAGAGAUUGGUGUGGCCAGUACUAAGGCCUACACAAGUCAGUUCAUUGCCCUGGUGUUGUUUGGUCUGAUGAUGAGUGAGGACAGAAUCUCCUUACAGAACAGGAGGAGGGAGAUCAUGCAGGGGCUCAAAGAACUGCCAGAAAAAAUCCGAACAGUGCUCACUAUGGACACCAAAAUUCUAGAACUGGCUAAAGAACUCCAUCAUGAAAAAUCUCUGCUUGUCAUGGGCAGGGGAUAUAACUAUGCCACUUGCUUGGAGGGUGCAUUGAAAAUUAAAGAGUUGACCUACAUGCACUCAGAAGGGAUCAUGGCCGGAGAGUUGAAACAUGGCCCCCUGGCCCUGGUUGAUGCGGCCAUGCCUGUGUUGAUGGUGUGCACAAGAGAUAAUGUCUUCUCUAAAUGUGAAAAUGCAUUACAGCAAGUGAAAGCUAGACAUGGCAUCCCAAUCAUCAUCUGCAACACUGGGGACGGGGAUUAUCUGACCGGGGACAACAACAACAAGUCCAUCUGCAACGGUCAGCCAGUCAUCCCCCUCAAUGGUGUCCACGAGAACGGUGACCAUGCUGACUGCAAGCCAGUGAAGAAAUCUUUGGCUCUGGAGGUCCCUCAAACAAUCGACUGUCUCCAGGGAAUUCUGACUGUCAUUCCUAUGCAACUGCUGUCUAUGCACAUUGCUGAGUUGAAGAACCUUGAUGUUGACUGCCCAAGAAAUCUGGCCAAGUCUGUAACAGUGGAAUGAGAUGUUUUAUUUGUUUCAUUUGUAUUAUAAAUGUUUGGACAACAAAAAAAUGGACAAAAUUGACCUACGUGGGGCUUUACACCAAGAAAAACCUGGAUAGUUUUUUUCUAAUUAUUUCAUAAUUGUAUAUAAAUGCAGUUGUGAGAUGAUUCAAACAUGACUACACUGAUGUUAUUUUAUCAUCAUUAUAUUUUAUAAAACGAUGAAAUGGUUGCAUUUUAUGAGAUUUUACACAUUGGAAUCAAUUCAAUGUUUUAUUUUUAUUUUUGAAAACUAAUUGUAUAUACUUACUUUAUACUAUGUAUACUUUUAGGGCAUGUGAUUAUAACUACCUAAAAAUUGCAACAACAAAAAUGAAUUUUUAUGACAAAUUAUUGAAAUGUUUAGAUUUUAAAUUGCUUUCUCUCAGAUAUUUGCACUAAAAAUGUGUAAACAAAAAUAUAGCUACAGUACUAUUGUUCAGCUACAGAAAAGUAUUUUUUUCCCUAAGUUUACAUUCCCUACUGCAUUAUUGGUGGAUUUUUAAGGAUAGAACAUCGUAAUUCAUAUCAUUUUCAAAAAGAAAUGGCAUAUUGGGCUCCCACACUCCAUAACACCAGCGAGAGCUUAUUGCCAGUGCCUUUGCUCAAGCAAUUCUUCAUCGUCUUGUUGGUUGUACAAGGUACAAAUCACUGGGCUAAUGAAAUUUUUUUACAAUUUUUUAAAAUUAGUAGAUUAGAGCAAGUAUAUGACAAAUCUUUGCGUACAAAAACCUGUGGGGAAAGUGUGUACAAAUGAUUGCAAGAUAUAGUGUACAAAAGCCCAUGGGAUAUUGUGUACCUAGGCUUGCUGUGUUCAGUGGGGUAGUGUAAACACAAGAGAAAUCUGAUGUUUAUUUUGUUAGAAUCCCAGAGAUUCCUGUGAUAUUUAUUUGCUCUGAGAGGGACCAUGGAUUUCUUUUGUACAUGUGUGUAUAGCUCAUAUUCUUUCUGUUGGUUUUCAAAACAAUCAACACAUACUGCUUUGGUUUUUUAAGUUUUUGGUUGUGUUCCUGUUUUCACACUUAAAAUGAACAACACACGAACAAGAGGAUGAUGAUACAUAUCCGAAUAUGUAAAUGUAGAUCUAUAAAUGUGUUGUUACAUUUAGGGAUUUUACAUCAACAGAAACAGAUCUGGUUUUAUUUUUCUGUAGUAAAAUCUGUAUGCAUUUUUUAUUUUUAUUUUUACACAUAACAAAUUUGCCUGUGCAAAAGCAUAUGGGCGUAAAACAUGUUUAGUUUAAAUUUGAAACCCUAAAAUAUUUUAAUUUUUUAAACUUAUUAACAUAAUUAUAUCAGAAUGCUUAUGCAAUAUGAUCAAUUAAAAUACUAAAUUUAUCGCUGUCUAUUAUAAAGAAAUUUUUUUGGCGCCUAAUUGAUAUUUUGUUUUAUAAAAUAAAAGUAGGUCUGCUUGGAUACAUUAUUUACAAGCUAGCUAUUAUUAUUUAAGUAAUUUUAGUUUCUUUUUUUUUUUAUUCCAUUCACAAAUUGUUCUAUAAACUAUGUGUAAGUAAUGUACUUAUCUGCUGAGCACUCAUGUCUAUAAUGUGCCUUUAUUGGUAAAAAAAUGAAUAUGCUCAGUAUUUAUUUAUAUUCAUCAGCAAGCAACAUGCUAGUUCUGUGUUGCCCCUGGAGAAGGGUUACCUCCCCUCUAGAACCAGGUUAUUCAAGCUUUUUAUUUCAUAGAUGGCCUACUUAUUUAGUUACAGUUACAAGAAAUUAGUGGGGUGCCAUACUUUUAUUUAUUUAUUUUAAAAAGUAAAUAUUUACCUGAACCGUUACCUUUCCAAAGCUUGCGAGUUUUAAAACAUUAGAAUCCACCUACAGGUAGUAAUAUUUUUAAAAGGUUUUUAUACAUGUGCUAUUGAAAUAUUUUGUAGCUGCUGAUCAAACUGAUCACAGGACUGUUGCAUGUUGAUAAAUUGGGGAACUACUGCUUAUUGGGAAUGGAUUAUUUACCUUAUUUAAUAAAUAAAGUUUUACAAAAUACAA